This is a messenger RNA of Megalopta genalis, 2198 nucleotides long. RefSeq lists its product as uncharacterized. The record is from RefSeq and is a predicted model, not a curated record. Lineage: Eukaryota; Metazoa; Arthropoda; Insecta; Hymenoptera; Halictidae.
UUCCUGCACUUAGGGAACAAGAGUACGCGGCCCGAGCCCGACGGGCGGCAUUGCGAGAAAUAUGAGGAUCCGCUCGGGAUGCGCGGCUGCGCUAGUUGUGCUACUGCAGGCCGUUCUUGUGGCGAGCAAAGCGUUGGAUCAGAAUCAGUUGCAGCAGCAGUCUCAGCAACAGUCUCAGAAACAAAUACCGUACGGAACAGCGGCCCAGAAGCGGUGGGGCGAUGACUUGGGAGGCGGCCAUGGCGGCGGUGACCUUAGCGGUUACGGCGGUGACUUUGGCGGCGGACACAGCGGCGGCGACUUCGGCGGUGGACACGGCGGCGGAGGCGACUUCGGCGGUGGACACGGCGGCGGCGGCGACUUCGGCGGUGGACACGGCGGCGGUGGCGACUUGGGUGGCCACGGCGGCGGUGGCGACUUGGGUGGUCACGGCGGCGGCGAUCUAGGUGGCCACGGCGGUGGUUUCGGUGGCGAUAUCGGCGGUGGUUACGGCCAUUCCGGCGGUGGCGACAUCGGCGGAGGUGGUUUCGGCCAUUCCGGCGGCGGCGACAUCGGCGGCGGUUAUGGUCACUCCGGUGGCGGCGACAUUGGCGGCGGUUUAGGCCAUUCCGGGGGCGGAGACAUCGGCGCUUUGGCCCAUUCCGGUGGUGGCGGCGACCUUGGCGGCGGUUACGGCCCUUCCGGCGGCAGCGGCGGCGGCGGCGGCGGGGGCCUCGACGAUCACCACGACGAUCACCAUCACGACCACCACGAUAAAGGCUACUGGAAGAAGAAGCUGAUCUGGAAGCCCGGCUGGAAGAAGAUCUGGAAGCCGGCGAAGAAACAGAUCUGGAAGCCCGCGUGGAAGAAGAUCUGGAAGCCGAUCUGGGUACCGACGCAGAAGGCGGUGUGGAAGGAGAUCCAGGUGCCGGCCUGGAAGAAGAUCUGGAAGCCGGUGUGGAAGGAGAUACAGGUGCCCGUGUGGAAGGACAUCCAGGUGCCGGCUUGGAAGAAAAUCUGGAAGCCAGUCUGGAAGCCGAUCCAGGUGCCGGCGUGGAAGGAUAUCCAGGUGCCCGCCUGGAAGAAGAUCUGGAAGCCGGUCUGGAAAGAGAUCCAGGUGCCCGCGUGGAAGGAGAUCCAAGUGCCGGCCUGGAAGAAGAUCUGGAUACCCGAAUGGGUCAAGGUCGGCAUACCCGGGGAGCAUUACCACGGCACCGACCAUCACGGCUGGCAGUACACCAGCCACGACCUCUGGAAGAAGAAGCUGAUCUGGAAACCGUUGUGGAAGAAGUACUGGAAGCCGGCAAAGAAGCAGAUCUGGGUGCCGGACAAGAAGCUGGAGUGGGUGUCGGCCUGGAAGCAGAUCUGGAAGCCGGCUAAGAAGCAGAUCUGGGUGGACGACAAGAAACUGGUCUGGAAGGAGGAGUGGAAGCAGAUCUGGAAGCCGUCGAAGAAGCAGAUCUGGGUUCCGGACAAGAAGCUCGAGUGGAAGGAAGCUUGGAAGCAGAUCUGGAAGACGGACAAGAAGCUGGAGUGGAUCCAGGACAAGAAGCUGGCUUGGAAGGAGGCCUGGAAGCAGAUCUGGGUGCCGGCCUGGAAAGAGAUCUGGGUGCCCGCGUGGAAGAAGAUCUGGAAGCCCGUUUGGAUCUCCGAGUGGUUCCCGUCCGAGGAUCAUCAUCAUCCUCACGGGGGAUGGGAGGACCGCAAGGACGGUCAGGUUAAGGGCACGCAGCUCGUUCCUUACAGUCCGGAGGCGGUCUCGAAGCAGAACGCCGUGACUCAGCAGCGUCAAGUCGACGAGAACAAGGUCAGGUGGGACAGAUCGUCGAAGCCAACCGUGAAGGACAUCAGCCAGGACCUGGUCCCGCCGCCCCUAGCCGCGAAUCAAAAUGGCGCGCCCGCGAACUUCGCGUUCCCCAAUCACUGAACGCACCAUCGCCCCCCCCCCUCCAUAGAAUGCUUGUACAAAAGAUCUGUCCGAGAUAGUAUUGUAUAAUAAGCCGCUGUAUAUAUUACCGUAGGUCUACCGAUAAGUUCUAGAGAAUUAAGCGUUUCCCCAAUCGAUUAAUCGACUGACACGAUCCUAUCACUACUCCCUUCGACGAGAUUGUCUCGCAUCUAACGUAUCCAUUAUGUAUAGUUUUUUUAUACGAUGUUGUUGUUACCCUACUUUGUUAACCGAUGCCGUUGAGAAUAAAGUUGGUGAAUAUUUUGUUAAA